This is a messenger RNA of Manis javanica (Malayan pangolin), 1074 nucleotides long. RefSeq names its product ephrin A2 (gene EFNA2). Gene Ontology annotation, cellular component: plasma membrane. Gene Ontology annotation, biological process: osteoclast differentiation; bone remodeling; ephrin receptor signaling pathway. Gene Ontology annotation, molecular function: ephrin receptor binding. The record is from RefSeq and is a predicted model, not a curated record. NCBI's taxonomy places the organism in Eukaryota, Metazoa, Chordata, Mammalia, Pholidota, Manidae.
UCCCGCGCGGCGGCGGAGGCGGAGACGGCUGGCGGCGGCGGGAGAGCGCGGCGGCCGGACCGGGGCCAUGGCGCCCGCGCACCGCCCGCUGCUGCCUCUGCUCCUAAUCCUGCUGCGGCCGCCACCCCCCGCGCGCGCCGAGGACGCCGCCCGCGCCAACUCGGACCGCUACGCCGUGUACUGGAACCGCAGCAACCCCAGGUUCCACGCCGGCGCGGCGGGCGGUGGGGGCUACACGGUGGAGGUGAGCAUCAACGACUACCUGGACAUCUACUGCCCGCACUACGGGGCGCCGCCGCCGCCCGCCGAGCGCAUGGAGCACUACGUGCUGUACAUGGUCAACGGCGAGGGCCACGCGUCCUGCGACCACCGGCAGCGCGGCUUCAAGCGCUGGGAGUGCAACCGGCCCGCGGCCCCCGGGGGGCCGCUCAAGUUCUCCGAGAAGUUCCAGCUCUUCACGCCCUUCUCACUCGGCUUCGAGUUCCGCCCGGGCCACGAGUACUACUACAUCUCUGCCACGCCACCCAAUGUUGUGGACCGGCCCUGCCUGCGGCUGAAGGUUUAUGUCCGACCAACCAACGAGACCCUGUACGAGGCUCCCGAGCCCAUCUUCACCAGCAAUAACUCAUGCAGUGGCCUGGGCGGCUGCCAGCUCCUCCUGGGCACUGUCCCCAUGCUGUGCGUGCUCCUGGGCUCCUAGUCCCCACCCCGCAGGACGCUGACCCACCCGGACCACCCCGCCUCCGAGACCAAAUAGAGACGCCGUUUCUCCCACAACUGGUGCUGCCCCUGCGGGGCCAGGGGCCUUCCGCCCACCCCAGGACCCACCCCAGGCAUGGCUGGCCACCGAGGACCCCCAGUGCCUGUGGGCCCAUGUUGGCACAGCUGCUGGCCGAGCCGUCCGGUCCAGGGGCGCUGGAGAAUCUGAGAACCUCUGGGAGAGUUUUUUUUUUUAAGUGUAUUUUUCAUGGUUGGAUCAGAAAGACUUGAGUUUUUAAUUUAAUUUAUUCCUUGCUGUUCCCGGCGACCUUGGGAAGGAAACAGAAUGGACGGUGGGUGGGGCAGGGGUCUCCA